Enterobius vermicularis (human pinworm) is the source of this 1164-nucleotide messenger RNA. Lineage: Eukaryota; Metazoa; Nematoda; Chromadorea; Rhabditida; Oxyuridae. The record is from the annotation of a GenBank genome assembly.
AUGGACAAUCCAACAUGCUGCAACCCUUCAACCUCAACAGAUGCGGUGGUAAUCGAUGGUGACGAACAGUAUCUUAUGCCAUCGGAUAGUGGCUGUACGAAAGCACCUUUGCGCUUUGAAAUGCUUCCAGAAAAUGCUAUCAAGCAAAUCUACAAGAAUCUACAUUACAAGGAUGUUUUACGAUCUCAUCGAAUAUGCAAAAGAGUUCGAAAUGUGCUGCAAAGAAAUGCACACUAUUUAAGUCGCCCAAAAAUUUUUGAACUUAGCAUUAAAAUGGGAUUGGUUGAGCAACGAAAUCGGCCUAUUGGACGCCUACAGAUGCCAACAACAGUUUGCAGCAAAAAGAUGCAAAGAAGAUUAAAUAUAAUGUAUUUACGAAAACGGCAAUCUACCGACUGUCAAAAAGAAUUUGUUCUUCGGGAGACCAUUGAAGGAGAUCAAUAUGAAUUGUCACCACUUUUUCUGGAGUGCCUUGAUAAUCACAUGAAAAAGUUGAUCAUUGCUGGACGUCUUUCAUUCACCGGUAUAGCUAUUAACAAGAAGCUGUAUGAACGUUUGAUGCAAAAAUGGGUGCGAAUCAGGUUUCGACUAGAUGCCAAAUGUUUUCGGAACCUGUUGGCUGUAACAAACUGUCGAAAGUUAAAUAUCGAGUUGUCGCAUUUUGAUGAUCAGAUAAUGAAUGAUUUUGUGCUACAAGGAAUGGCAGAGUGCAGUGAAAUGUCUGCAGGUGGAACAUAUCCGAAAUUUUAUGCAGGCUUAACAGAUCGAAUUUUGAAUCAUUGGGCUACACAAAAAACCCUUCCAAGGCGUAUCCUUUUCCACAAUGUUUACGGCAACUUUACCCUGUCUGGAGUAUUGGCAAUGAUCAAUGCUUUAUACGAAAAAUCGUCAAAAUGUGCUGAAGAUACCGAGAGUUGUUUGGAGGAACAAAAAUACGAAUGGAAUUUUGGCUAUGUUAGUUAUUCUGGCGAAACGGAGAGCCUUCUGGAAAUGUUGUCAUUACCCGGUCAUGUAUUGCAUACAACACAUUUUGCCUAUUUGCCAAACACAGUCGACGUAACCCUAACAGCAAAAGAACCCUUCCAUAAUAUAUCCAAUUGUUGCUUUAAAUGUUUACCUGUUAUAAAAUUUCAGCUCGUUUUGAAUCGUUUAAAAACAAAUUGA